Molecule: messenger RNA, 1906 nt
Organism: Dendronephthya gigantea
Lineage: Eukaryota; Metazoa; Cnidaria; Anthozoa; Malacalcyonacea; Nephtheidae
Product: NF-kappa-B inhibitor epsilon-like
Exons: 6
Coding region: 103-1461 (452 amino acids)
Molecular function (GO): protein binding
Source: RefSeq, a predicted model, not a curated record
UUUGGGGAAGAAGGUAUCGCGAGGAUUUGCUGCGUCACUGUUCCGAGCGUUUACUAUGGCCUGUAAAACUUCGUUUUUCUUCAUUAUUUGAUGUAAUACGGGAUGAUCAGACUACCAAAACAUGAUGAAAUAACAUCAAGGAAAAGUAAAUCUUCAGGAUAUGAUGUUGAGAGUCUAUUAGGUUAUCCUAGCUUACCGACUACAUCGCAAACGACAACCGCCUCGAAAUUAACCGCCAAGGUGCAACCUUUUGAAGUAAAGGAGAAUGAUCUUAUGGAAUCAAGUAAUCCUCGUCCGGAAAACGCGUUUCCAAAAGGACAUCAAAACCCACCGUUUCACCCUAGUCUAGGGUAUCCAUCAUUUGGCUCGCCUUUAGCUCUCGCAAACCUUCAUUUAUACUCAUUGUGGCAAGCUCAGGCUCAGGCUCACGCUGGCCUUGUCAAUUGGCCUUUAAUCCAUCAUGCCAAUCCUGUCUUCACACAAGCUCUACCAAGACCACAAAAUCAGUCUAAUUCAAGUGACAGUAAUCUUAACAAUACAUCAAGAACCCAGAAUACUGUAAAGCAUCCGUCAACUGAAGCAGACACAUCAAUUAAUUCAAACAGUGCAACAGAGAGUCUUCUGGCAGCCAGUGAAUGUCAUUUGGCAGUUUUACGAGAUGAUGAUGGAGAUACACCAUUACAUAUUGCCAUUGUUCAUGAAAACCAAAGACUAAUAGAAAAGUUAAUUGGACUGAUAUCACUUUCUAAAAUGACCGUAAAUACUCCUAAUAAUUUAUCACAGACGGCGUUACAUCUUGCAGUUCUCACCAAACAACCUCUGGUUGUUCAACAACUUAUGAAUGCUGGUGCUGAUGCCAAUGCUCAAGAUCGAAAUGGCCAAACUGCCAUACAUUUGUGUGCAGCUAACGGGGAUAUCAGAUGUUUACAUGAAAUAAAAAGUGCAAAAUCAAAGAGAAUAAAUUUGGAAAUAAAAAAUUUUGAUGGUCUUACAGCAUUGCAUUUAGCAGUGCAAAAAAAGCAUCAAAAUGUAGUGGAGGCUUUAAUACAAUAUGGUGCAAACAUAGAUGUCAAGGAUGGUAAAAGUGGCCACACACCACUACAUCAUGCUAUUGAUCAUGAAUGUUGCGAAAUUCUGCAGUUAUUGGUAGCUAAAGGAGCAAACAUCAAUAAACCCAACUAUUCUGGUGUCAGUCCAGUACAAAAUGCUAACUGUUGUCGUAAUGAAGCAAUAUCAAAAAUAAUUCUUUCGCAGGAAACAGCAGCCCCUGUGACUACAACAAUUAACAGACCAUCUGCCAUACAGCCUACUGCAACAGCAAGUACAUGGCCUAAAACAACUAACAUGCCUAUAUCUGCAAUGAAUGGUGCAGAAACAAACAGGGAGAGGGAAAUGUCAAAACGCAGGAACGAAUCAUCUCCCUCAACUUCAAAACGCAGUAGGACUGAAAUUGGCAAGUAGAAUAAUUUCAGUAGGACUGAAAUUGGCAAGUAGAAUAAUUUAUCCAAAUGGUGCUUUUUAACAUACGCAGGGCAUUGUAUGCCAUGGGCAUGAAGAAUUAAAUUAUUUGCAAAGGUCAACUGUCUGUGUACCAAAACAAAACAAGGUGGCGCCUACAAUAAUAAUUGUAUUACUUUCCCUAUUAUUCCUAUAUAUAUAUUCUACUAAAAUUAAGUCUCUCUGGUAUAUUAAAUUAUUAGCAGAGAUGCUUGUUAGUAGUUAGUGAAAUUGUUUUAUUUGCUUAGGUGGUAUUGAUAACGAAAACAUAUAUUAACAUACUAUGGCUAAUCUAUUGCAGUAAAAAUUUUACUACCUCAGUUUUAUACCAAAGUAGUAAGAAAAAGUGAGACCUUAAACUGUAAAUGAUGUACAUGCAUAUGAAAGUUUUAAAAUACAAGAUGAUAAA